ACAGACCUCUCCGUCCUCCUCGCUCGCCCGUAUCUGCGUCCAAAAUGCGCGAGAUUGUGCAUUUGCAAGCCGGCCAGUGCGGAAACCAGAUCGGAGCCAAGUUCUGGGAGGUAAUUAGUGAUGAACAUGGUAUCGAUCCUACUGGUACUUACCAUGGCGACAGUGAUCUGCAGCUAGACCGGAUCAGUGUCUACUACAACGAGGCCUCAGGUGGGAAGUAUGUGCCCCGUGCCAUCUUGGUCGAUCUGGAGCCUGGUACAAUGGACUCAGUCAGGUCUGGUCCAUUUGGGCAGAUCUUCAGACCUGAUAACUUUGUUUUUGGUCAGAGUGGUGCUGGUAACAACUGGGCCAAGGGGCAUUACACUGAAGGAGCUGAGCUGGUAGACUCAGUCCUGGAUGUGGUGAGGAAGGAGGCAGAGAGCUGCGACUGCCUGCAGGGUUUCCAGCUGACCCACUCUCUGGGCGGAGGCACCGGGUCGGGUAUGGGUACUCUCCUCAUCAGCAAGAUCCGUGAGGAGUACCCUGAUCGCAUCAUGAACACCUUCAGUGUAGUGCCUUCUCCCAAAGUGUCUGACACAGUGGUGGAGCCCUACAACGCUACCCUCUCUGUGCACCAGUUGGUUGAAAACACGGAUGAAACCUACUGCAUUGACAAUGAAGCUCUGUAUGACAUUUGCUUCCGUACACUCAAACUCACCACCCCCACCUACGGAGAUCUGAACCACUUGGUGUCGGCCACGAUGAGUGGGGUCACCACCUGCCUGCGUUUCCCGGGGCAACUGAACGCUGAUCUCCGUAAGCUCGCUGUCAACAUGGUGCCCUUCCCACGUCUACACUUCUUCAUGCCUGGAUUUGCUCCUUUGACCAGCAGGGGGAGCCAGCAGUACCGCUCCCUCUCCGUGCCUGAGCUCACCCAGCAAAUGUUUGACGCCAAAAACAUGAUGGCGGCUUGCGACCCACGCCACGGUCGCUACCUCACCGUGGCGGCAGUUUUCCGUGGGCGCAUGUCUAUGAAAGAAGUCGAUGAGCAAAUGUUAAAUGUACAGAACAAGAACAGCAGCUACUUCGUGGAGUGGAUCCCAAAUAAUGUGAAGACUGCCGUGUGCGACAUCCCCCCACGUGGCCUCAAAAUGGCAGCAACUUUCAUUGGCAACAGCACAGCCAUCCAGGAGCUGUUCAAGCGCAUCUCUGAGCAGUUCACAGCAAUGUUCCGUCGUAAGGCUUUUCUCCACUGGUACACAGGUGAAGGCAUGGAUGAGAUGGAGUUCACUGAGGCUGAGAGCAACAUGAACGACUUGGUGUCCGAAUAUCAGCAGUACCAGGACGCCACUGCUGAGGAGGGUGAGUUUGAGGAGGAAGGAGAGGAAGAGGUCGCCUAAGUUUAUUAUCGAAGCCCCGCUGCCACAUCUCAUUAUGCCCCCUCCGCUCUCCAACUUCAUUCCCCCCGUCAUCAUGAAAUGGAGUGGUCCAUCGCACACUGAGAGAAGCAUCUAGAUCACUAUUGCUCUAGUGUUAGACGUUAGUGUAAUCUGGUAGUGUUUGUAUGUUGUGAAUGCAUUGAUCAUUGACAUUCCUUGCCCAUUACCUUGCCAAAUAAAAAAGCAAGUGAUUUUAACUGUGAAGCCUUGUUACUGGAAAAACAUUAAAUCUGAUUUUAAGGCC
Molecule: messenger RNA, 1662 nt
Organism: Periophthalmus magnuspinnatus
Lineage: Eukaryota; Metazoa; Chordata; Actinopteri; Gobiiformes; Gobiidae
Gene: tubb4bl
Product: tubulin, beta 4B class IVb-like
Exons: 5
Coding region: 45-1379 (444 amino acids)
Biological process (GO): microtubule cytoskeleton organization; mitotic cell cycle
Cellular component (GO): cytoplasm; microtubule
Molecular function (GO): structural constituent of cytoskeleton; GTPase activity; GTP binding
Source: RefSeq, a predicted model, not a curated record